AUGGACACUCAAUACCUCGCUGCCUUGGAGGAAACGCUCCAGCAGACGUUUGCGCCGGCUACUGUGAAGCUGGCGACCGCCAGAUUGUCGAAGGACUUUUACCUGAACCCAUUGGCGUUGCCUUCUCUCUUUCACAUUUUGCAGAAUGCUAGCCAGGAUCAGAUCAAGCAGUUGGCAGCUGUGGAGGCCCGUAAGCUUGUGCCCACCAAGUGGGAGGCUGUGGAUGCUUCGUUGAAGCCACAGAUCAAGAAUGCUCUUUUGCAGAACACUUUCACCCAGCAGAACAAGUUGAUCAGACACUCUUCUGCUAGAGUUGUUGCUGCUAUUGGAGAGAUCGAGUUGGAGAACAACUCGUGGCCUGACUUGUUGCCUACUUUGGUGAACGCUGUCAACGAGAACGACGCCCAGACCAAGGAUAUGGCCGUGUACACUUUGUUCACCUUGUUGGAGACCCAGAUUCCUUCUCUUGGUCCUCACCUGGACGACUUUGUCACUCUUUUCGCCAACUUGUUGCAACAGCAGGGCUCUAGAGAUAUUAGAGUGAACGCUACCAUGUCCUUGGAGGUGCUUUCCCAGUACAUCGAGGAAGAGGUCGACAUGAACCCUGCCACCGCCAACAAGUUCAAGAACUCUAUUCCAGGAAUGGUGCAGGUGCUUAAGGAAACCAUCGAGGCUGACGACGCCGAACAGACCAAGUCUGUGUUUAACGUGUUCAACUCGUUGAUUUUCUUGGACAACAAGUUGUUGGGCGAUCAGAUUGUCGGUUUGAUCCAGUUUGUCGUUGAGAUCGCUACCAACCAGUCCUUGGACGAGGACAUUAGAUGUAUGGCCAUGCAAUUCUUGAUUUCCGUUGUUUCCAUGAGAAAGUCUAAGAUUGUUUCCAACAACUUGGGUCCUUCCCUUACUCUUGUCGCUCUUAAGAUCGCUUCUGAGGAGGUUGACGCUGACGAUGAGUUGAACAACGAGGAUGAGGAGAACGAGAAUGAAGAAAACGUUCCUUCCACUUUGGCUUUGCGUUUGAUGGCCAUCUUGUCUGGUGAGUUGCCUCCUUCCCAGGUUAUCAACCCAUUCUUCGAGAACUUGGAGGCCCAGGUCUCCUCGAAGGACCAGUUCGCCAGAAGAGCUGCCCUUUUGUGUAUUGGUGUUGCUUCCUCUGGUGCUCCAGACUUCUUGGGCACUCAGGUCAACAAGCUUGUUCCUAUUAUUAUUAGAGGUUUGCAGGACCCAGAGAUCAUCGUUAGGGUCGCUGCCACCAGAGCUUUGGCUCAGUUGUCCUCUGAAUUGCAAGACAACAUUGCUGACUACCACAAGGAGUUCUUGCCUCUCCUCGUUGAGAUCAUCAACAACGCUGCUCACGUCAUGACCUACAAGCACGCUUGUUACGCUUUGGACGGUGUCAUUGAGUUCAUGGGCCACGAUGCUAUUGCUGAGUACGUCUCGCCUUUGAUGGAGAAGUUCUUUGCUAUGUUGCAGCAGGCCAACUCUUCUUCUUUGAAGUCUGCCAUUGUCUCUGCCAUUGGUUCUACCGCCUUUGCUUCCGGUAAGGGUUUCACCCCAUACUUCCACCAGUCUGUUAGAGCUUUGGAGCCAUUCAUCCAGAAUGCUGGUGAAACCGAGGGUAUGUCUGAAGAGGACAUCGAGUUGAGAGCUCUUACCUUCGAGAACAUCUCUACCAUGGCCAGAGCUGUUGGUUCCGAGUCUUUCUCUACCUACGCCAAGCCAUUGGUUGAGGCUGCCUAUGUUGCUAUCAACUCUGAGCAUGCUAGAAUCAGAGAGUCUGGUUUCGCUUUCAUCUCCAACAUGGCUAAGGUCUACGGUCCAGCUUUCGCUGACUUCUUGGACAACAUUGUUCCUCAAAUCUUGAAGUGCUUGAACCAGGAAGAGUUCUCCUUCAACCUUGACGAAGAGGAUGCUGAGGGUCUUCUUGAAGAAGACGAGGAGAACCUUGGUGACAAGUUUAAGGUCAACACUGGUAUCACCAUCGAAAAGGAGAUUGCCUCUGUUGCUCUUGCUGAAUUGGCCAUGGGUACUGGUAGUGCUUUCGGUAAGUACGUCCCAGAUGCCAUUGCUACCUUGUCUGAACAGAUUGAGGUUUCCUACGGUAUGAGAGAGGCUGCCAUGAACGCUCUUUGGAAGAUCGUCCGUGCUAUGUUUAAGGCCACCUACGGCGAAAACUACAAGCCACCAAUUGGUAUCCCUCAACAACCAUACGUUGACGGUCCAAUCUUGGAGUUGAUCAAGCUGGCUAGAGAACUUACUGUUAGCAACUUGGAGUCUGAGUUCGAGAUCACCUUGGCUGGUUGCGACUUAGACAACAUCUGUGAAGCUCUUAACCAGUUCGGUGCUAUCGCUGUCACCAGUGGUCCAUCUGACACUGGUUCUUUGGAGAAGUUGUGUGCUUCUUUGAUGGACCUCUUGAAGAAGGAGCACCCAUCUCAGAUUGACGACGAGGAGCCAGUUGAGGAAGGUGAAGAUGCUUCUGAGACCGAGGCUUUGAUGUACGAAUCUGCUUUGGAAGUGUUGAUCGUCCUCUCCAUGAAGUUGGGUCCUGACUUUGUCAAGGUCUUUGAAACCUUCAAGGGUCUUAUCCUUUCUAAUGUUACUUCCAAGUCCAAGGGUAAGAGAGUCAGCUCCAUCGGUGCUUUGGCUGAAAUCUCUGUUGGUUUGAAGGAUGCCAACCCAUAUGCCCAAGAGUUGAUGCAGGUGUUCAGCGACAGAUUAUCUAACGACAAGUCCUUGGAGGUCAAGGGUAACGCUGCCUACGGUGUUGGUGUUAUCAUUGAAUUGUGCCAGGUUGACUUCUCUGCUCAGUACCAGCAAAUCUUGCAGAUGAUGUUCCACUUGUUGAGCAGAUCCGACAAGGAGGCCCAGGUUGACGACCAGGAGACCAAGGACGUUGUCAACAGAGCCAACGCCAACGCUUGUGGCUGUGUUGCCAGAAUGGCCUUGAAGAACCAGGCUGCCAUUCCUCUUGAGCACGUCUUGCCAGCUCUUCUCAGCCACUUGCCAUUGCAGUCUGCUCCAGAGGAGAACGUUCCAAUCUUGACCUGGAUCAUCAGUUUGUACGAGAGCGGUAACGAGAUGAUUGCCAGCCAGUCCGAGAGAGUGAUCCAGGUUUUCGCCGAGAUCUUCCAGAAGGAGGCCGAGAGACUUAAGUUGAUCGAAGAAUCUACUUUGGGCAGAGAGGAGUACCUUGACAGAAUGAAGCAGUUCCAGACCGAGGAGAUCAAGCGCAAGGUUGUUGAUUUGUUGAAGUUCUUGAACCAGAAGUACGCUUCAGUGAUUGCAUCCCACGAGAUCUUGAAGUCUGUCAUUGCAUAA
Messenger RNA from Candidozyma haemuli, 3321 nucleotides. RefSeq lists its product as uncharacterized. Gene Ontology annotation, molecular function: nuclear import signal receptor activity; small GTPase binding. NCBI's taxonomy places the organism in Eukaryota, Fungi, Ascomycota, Pichiomycetes, Serinales, Metschnikowiaceae. Gene Ontology annotation, biological process: protein import into nucleus. Gene Ontology annotation, cellular component: nucleus; cytoplasm. The record is from RefSeq and is a predicted model, not a curated record. The coding region runs from base 1 to 3321 and encodes 1106 amino acids. The transcript has a single exon.